This is a messenger RNA of Drosophila montana, 2583 nucleotides long. Its product is annotated as dynein regulatory complex protein 1 homolog. Gene Ontology annotation, biological process: regulation of cilium movement; cilium-dependent cell motility; axonemal dynein complex assembly. NCBI's taxonomy places the organism in Eukaryota, Metazoa, Arthropoda, Insecta, Diptera, Drosophilidae. The record is from RefSeq and is a predicted model, not a curated record. The transcript is spliced from 2 exons. Gene Ontology annotation, cellular component: axoneme; axonemal dynein complex. Bases 220 to 2502 code for a protein of 760 amino acids.
AUCGAGCGCACAGCGACUGGCGACGACGUAAACAAAAUUGAUGUGCAAUACUUUUUCAAUAAAGAAUCUCCAAUACAAUUUGGGCAUAUAUUAAAAUGCUAAGUUUUACAAAACAUCCCCAACGGAAGAAAACCAGCACUGGCGUAGCAUGGCAACGAUAUCGAUCUAACUCCAAUCCAAGUAGCCGGCCAAGCUCAAGCGACAAUCUGAAUAUACAAUAUGGAUAACGAUAACAAGGACGACGACGACGUUGAGGCAGAAAACGCCAACACGGAGAUUGAAUCCGACGCGGAUGUGGAGGACGAGACUGAAUCGGAGCACGAUGGGGUUGAGGCCCCUGAUGCAGAUAGCUGGGAGUCCUUUCAGGCGCACAUUGAUUCGCUCUUGGUCAACGAAAAAUGCGACAAGCCUGUCCGCUUACUGGAUGAGCGCCGGCAAACCAUUGUGCAGCGAAUGCGCCAAAUACAGCGAGAUACACCCAAGGGAUUUGCGGAACGUUCAAUGGCUCAAAUGAGUAAAAUUGAUCAGCAGCUGGAGCUGACCAGCACCCGGUUGGGUCAGCUAGUUCGCUUCGGCAACGAGCUGGUUACCAACAUACGCGUGGCAAAUGAGCGGCGCGAGCUGAACCGGCGGGUGUUUGAGGCCACACAACAAAAAGAUAUGAAGAGGAUUCUGGAGGGCGAGAACAUUGAAGCAAUGGCCAAGUUUGAUGAUAUUAAAGCGCGAUGGACAGAGCUAAAUGAGAUCAAUGAGCCGAUGCUGCUCUGGGAUCAGAUCGAGGAACAAAAGAAGCGCAUCGCCGAAAUAAUGGCACGCAAGGAUGAGAUGAUAGCUGCCUGCCAGCAGGAAAUCGAUCGCAUGAAUGCCAAAUACGAAUUUGAUCGCCAGCGCCAGGCAGCCGAUCUGUGCUGUCUGGUCGAGCGCAUCGACAAUCAAGUGGAGACCCUAAAGGAAUCCUACAAACACCAUCUUGAAUUGUUGCGCAACACUGUUGAAGACGAACGCCAGACGUUCUCGUUGACAGCUGAUGAAAAGUGGCGCAGUUUCUUUAACGCCCUCAAUACCAACUUCGAGGAGAAGUCCAAGCUUGUGCGCGUACGCGAACAGUUUUAUUCGCUGCAGCUGCAACUGCUGCAGGACUCACAGGAUGAGCUAACGAAGCAGACGCGUGUGCGCCUGGAGAAGGAGUGCGAGCGCCUAGAGCUGGAGUUGCGACGCACACGCGACAACGUGCUGAUGAACUCCGAGAAGCUUGACUACAACUACCAGGUGCUGCAGCGGCGCAACGAUGAGAACACAAUUAUAACAAAUCAACAAAAGCGUCGUGUUGCUCGCCUUCAUGAAAUGGUCGCGCGCACCAGGCGGAACUACAAGCAAGUUUUCCACAGUGGCCGCCGCACCAUACUUAAGCUGACCAGUGAGAUCCAGCAACUGCACGGAAGCAUCAGCGAAAUGGAGGCCAAAGCCAUGCACACACGUAAUAUUAACCGCGAGAAGUUUAAUCGCGUAUGGAACAUUAACUACGAGGAGAUCACAGACUUGCUCACACGCAUCUUCGAGAUCGAUCGCAUACUACACGAGCAGCAGCUGGUGAUGCCGUGGAAGAAGCCCAACAUACACAUCGAGAACAUUAACAAGCCGGUGGAGAAGCGACCCAACAAUGCCAUGGAUCGCAUCGAGCGUCGCUUUGGCAAGUUGCCUAAGCAAUACGGCGGAUCUGGAUACACGGCUAUCGAAGACGAGGAGAAACCACGCGGACCCAUAUUGGAGCUGCCGCCAGAAUCUGCACGCCUUAUGCGCAACAUAUUGCGUAAGCUGGCUGAUCGCGGUGGCUUUUUGAUCGAGGAGCGACUGCUGAAGAUCCUCAAGCCGUACACGGAAAAGGAGCAGACAAUGGUGCGCAUCGAUAACAUUUUUGCGGCGUUGCGUAUACGCAAUUUGGACCAUGUUAUGGAGCUGACCAAGGUGUUUGAACCAUAUACAUACUGUCCCACCUGCCAGCCGGCGGGGCUUAGCCCAAUGAAAUGUGCAGAGGUGUUUCUCAAGGACCAAAAGGAGAUGCGUUCACUUAAGCUGGGCGAUGUCAAUAACCUGGAUCAGGCUUUAUUGAAGGGCAAAAACGACGGCAAGACAUUUCUGGUGAAGAGCCAUGCAACUAAAGAUACCUGCCCUAAUCACUAUCUGGUGAUGGAGCCGGCACUCGUGCUACACGCCAUGAAUCUCUUUACAAACCAAAAGCACAAGCAAAUCUAUGGCAGCUCCUCAGAGAGCAGCUUAGAGGCCGAACUAAUUCAAUUCAAUGAUAAGGAAAUCCAAGCGUUCUGGCGCCAAUUCACCAACAUCUUUCCAGACUCAAAGACCCAUCUGUGGAAGACGCUGGAGCAUGGUCUUAACCACUAUGUCGAGGUCCUUAAGAUGCGUGUGCAAUACGAUGCCGAGGUAGUCUUUCUGCGUCGCCAGAACAGGGAACUUCGCCACCUCCUGCAAAAGUUCAAAGUGUAGCCACAAUCUCUCGAUAUCAAAUUAAUAUAUUUUAUCAGUUUACCUUUUGCCAUAGCGGCCAUAAAAUUCAGUUGUAUGAAA